ACGAGGCACUUGUUAGUAACACGUGACGCAAGCGUGAUUGUACAUAAAAGGUCCAUUUGAGCUUCUACGGGCGCAGUCUCACGUAAAGAUGUGUCCUUACGUAUGUCUUCUCGUCGUAUUUAUUGUGAUAUGUCCCGGGCAGUCUCUGUCCCGUCCCGAAACGGAUUCUGACAAGAUCGAGUCGCUGCCGGGACUGAACGCGACGCUCCCGUUCUCUCAGUACGCCGGUUACAUCACAGUGAACGAGUCCCAUGGACGGAGACUGUUCUACUGGUUCGUGGAGUCCCAAAGCGACCCGGAACGAGACCCACUGGUACUUUGGCUCAACGGAGGACCAGGCUGUUCUUCCUUUAACGGUUUAUUUGAGGAGAACGGACCGUUUUCCCCCAACAAGGACGGCAAAACGCUGGACCUGAACCCGUAUUCCUGGAACAGGAAUGCCAGCGUCAUUUUCCUGGAGUCGCCGAGCGGGGUGGGGUUCUCCUACUCCGACACGACAUCCGACUACACCACAGGCGACUGCCAGACUGCUCAAGACAGUCUCAACUUUAUGUUGAAGUUCUUGGAGAAAUAUCCGCAGUUCAAGAAGAACAAGUUUUGGAUCACGGGAGAGUCGUACGCCGGGCACUACGUCCCAAACCUAGCCAGCCACAUCGUGGAUUAUAACACCGAGAAACCCGGCAGUAUCAACUUGGCAGGGUUCAUGGUGGGUAACGCGUGGACGGACCCUCCCCUUGAUAACGCCGGUGCCGCGUUUUUCUGGUGGAGCCACGCCCUCAUCUCCGACAGGACCUACAACAACAUCAACAAGGCCUGUAACUAUAGCAACAUCGGGCCGCUGCUGGCCAAUGAGAAGCAGGCGCUGCUGUCCUCAUCACCAGGUCGUCUGAAAGAUGAGUGCGAGCUGUUGCUGGCAGAAGCUCACACCGAGAUGGGAAACAUCAACAUCUACAACAUCUACGUGGACGUGUGCCUGAAACACCGGGACGGGCGGCAGCUCCUGAGCCAGCUUGCCCGUUCUGAGUCCGUCCUACGGAAGUUCGCUCAGCACAGGCUGGGGGCGGAGGUGGGGAAGAUGUACCCGUGUGAGGACGACUACAUGGAGAAGUACUUGAACAGGCCUGACGUCAUCGCGACCAUUCACGCCGCCACGCUGCCUUACAAAUGGACGCCCUGCUCCACCAUCGUGGACUACUCCCGUAAGGACCUGCUCACCUCCAUGCUGCCCGUGUACGAGAAGCUGUUCUCCGCCGGUCUGCGUAUCCUGGUGUACAGCGGGGACGUGGACGCCAUCGUACCGGUCACGGGAACCCGGGCCUGGCUCAGGGUGCUGCCGCUUACCGAGACGGAGGGUUGGCAUGCCUGGACCGCGUCCGACGAGCAGGUUGGGGGUUACAGCGUGAUGUACGAUAAGCUGACCUUCGCCACCGUUCGGAACGCCGGCCAUGAAGUUCCCGGAUAUCAGCCGCUCAGGGCGCUGGACAUGUUCAAUAGGUUCCUCAACAAUCAGCGCUUGUGAUGGAAACAUAACUGGAUAUAACGCUAGUUCACCUUUAUCCUAGCCUAUAUAUUUUGUUUUUAAAAACGGAAUUUAGGGAUAUCGAAUCGAUGGAUGGUGGUUUAAAAUUACAAUAUUUUCAAUGUAUAAAAUAUUAGAAAGUUUGCGGUUAGAGGGACUCUAGAGCCACCGCUGUCACCCUGUGGAAAAAUGUGAACUAGUGUUGCACGCGUGCUUAUAGCGUGCUCAAGUCUACAUACAUGUAACAUACAUUGU
Molecule: messenger RNA, 1774 nt
Organism: Branchiostoma floridae (Florida lancelet)
Lineage: Eukaryota; Metazoa; Chordata; Leptocardii; Amphioxiformes; Branchiostomatidae
Product: putative serine carboxypeptidase-like 23
Exons: 6
Coding region: 89-1519 (476 amino acids)
Biological process (GO): proteolysis
Molecular function (GO): serine-type carboxypeptidase activity
Source: RefSeq, a predicted model, not a curated record